AUUUUAGCUCAUUAUAUAGCUGCUGCCGCCAUAUCUUUAAUUCCGAUUUUGGCAAUGGGAGAAACUGCUAAGCUUCCUAUUAUGGAGGAGGAAGAAGAAUCUGUGGAGAAAACCUUCAAGGAUUUGGGAGUAAACGAUCAAUUGAUAGAGGCCUGCGAAGCUCUUGGUUGGAAAAACCCUAGUAAAAUACAGUGUGAGGCUAUUCCUCUUGCUUUAGAAGGUAAAGAUGUAAUCGGGCUCGCCCAAACCGGGUCGGGCAAAACCGGCGCCUUCGCGAUUCCAAUCAUACAAUCGCUCCUCGAAGCUCCGCAGGCGUUUUUUGCUUGCGUGCUGUCACCAACUCGCGAGCUAGCCAUUCAAAUAGCCGAGCAAUUUGAAGCAUUGGGUGCUGGAAUUGGCCUCAAAUGUGCUGUGCUUGUGGGAGGUGUGGACCAAGUACAGCAGAGUAUUGCCCUUGGAAAGCGGCCGCACAUUGUUGCGGCUACGCCUGGACGUUUAAUCGAUCAUCUUACUAACACCAAAGGAUUCUCUCUACGUACGCUGAAAUACUUGGUACUAGAUGAAGCAGAUAGAUUGCUCAAUGAGGAUUUUGAGAAAUCGCUCGAUCAAAUAUUGUGUGAAAUUCCUCGUGACAGGAGGACGUUUUUGUUUUCUGCUACAAUGACCAAUAAGGUGAAAAAGCUACAAAGAGCUUGUCUGAAAAAUCCUGUAAAGAUUGAAGCUGCAUCCAAAUAUUCAACUGUUGAUACAUUGAAGCAACAGUAUACCUUUGUUCCUGCAAAGUACAAGGAAUGCUAUCUUGUAUAUAUAUUGACUGAGUUGACGGGAAGCACGUCCAUGGUUUUUACUCGAACAUGUGAUGCAACUACACUCUUGGCAUAUAUUCUUCGUAAUCUUGGCUUCAAAGCUAUUCCGAUUAAUGGCCACAUGACACAGUCGAAAAGGCUUGGAGCCUUAAAUAAGUUCAAGGCUGGAGAAUGCAACAUUCUUAUCUGCACUGAUGUUGCUAGCAGAGGACUGGAUAUUCCAUCGGUGGAUGUGGUUAUUAACUAUGAUAUUCCAACAAACUCAAAGGAUUACAUACAUCGGGUUGGAAGAACUGCUCGUGCAGGACGGUCAGGGGUUGCCGUAUCCAUUGUGAAUCAAUAUGAGGUGGAAUGGUACUUUCAGAUAGAGAAGCUUAUAGGUAAAAAACUGCCAGAGUACCCUGCCGAGCAGGAAGAGGUUUUGUUACUAUUGGAGCGUGUUGCAGAGGCGAAAAGAAUAUCUCAAAUGAAAAUGAAGGAAGCUGGGGGCAAUAAGCGGAGAAGAGGAGGCGACGAUGACGGUGAAGAAGACAUGAGUAAAUACUUGAACCAAAAUAAAGGAAAAUCAGGUGGUAAAGGAAAACCAGGAAAGAAAGGCAGAAGAUGAUAGAGGAAUUUGUAUUAAAUUUUGUAUUUUGCGUGGAAAUUCAUGCGAUAUGGCUCGUGAGUGUUUCCUUUUUAAAAUUAAUUUUGUUUUAGGACUUUAGUGUUGAGGAUUAUAACUAUGUAUGUUAAGUUUUUUCCAAAAUGGUAGACAUAUUUAUUGAAGAAAAAUUUUCAUACCA
Salvia hispanica is the source of this 1591-nucleotide messenger RNA. Lineage: Eukaryota; Viridiplantae; Streptophyta; Magnoliopsida; Lamiales; Lamiaceae. The record is from RefSeq and is a predicted model, not a curated record.